GGCCAGGCGGGGGGCAGGGGGUGUCCAAGGGCCUGGCGCGCGCCCCACAAUGGCCGCUUGCGCUGCGGGGGCUCCUCCGAUCCAGCCGCAGGGAAAUAGGGGCCCGUCGCCCAGAGCCCUCCCCAGAGCUGCAGCUCCCGCCCCCGCCAAUCUCGCCCCGGCCCCCGGCGCUGACGUUUGCGUCUGGAACUUUCCGGCCGGGAACAAAGGCCCCAGGGCGGAAACGAGGCCCAGAGGCUGGAGGACGGUGUUUGGAGGUGAAGGCUGCUAAACCUCUACCCCGGGCUCCAGAGGGGUGUGGAAGGGACGGACUGCUUAUGAAAAAUCUGGGUGAGGACUGAGCUUGAUCUUCGGCAGGAAGAAAGAUGUCAGAUGAAGAUGAUCUGGAUGACUUUGACCCAGAUCAGGAUGAUCUUGAAAGAGAAGAUGAUGAGAAGGAUACAGAGGAUUGGGAGGACUACAGGAAAGAGGGGGACGAAUACUCUGAGGAAUGGAUGCCCACCCCGCUUACGGAGGACAUGGCGAAGGAAGGGCUUUCUUUGCUCUGUAAGACGGGCAAUGGACUGGCUCACGCUUAUGUGAAGCUGGAGGUUAAAGAGAGGGACCUGACAGACAUCUCCUUGCUGCGCUCCUACAUCCAUCUGCGCUAUGUGGAUGUUUCUGAGAACCACCUGACAGACCUGUCGCCACUCAAUCACCUCACCCACCUGCUCUGGCUCAAGGCUGAUGCCAACCGGCUGCGGAGUGCCCGGUUGAGUGAACUGCCCUACCUGCAGAUUGCCAGUUUUGCCUAUAACCAGAUCACUGACACUGAGGGCAUCUCUCAUCCUCGUCUGGGAAGCCUGGAUCUCAAAGGGAACCGUAUCCGUCUUGUGACAGGUCUUGACCCCCAAAAUCUGAUCAGCCUGCACACACUGGAGCUUCGGGGGAACCAGCUGGAAAGUACCCUGGGAAUCAACCUCCCUAAGCUGAAGAACCUCUACCUGGCCCAGAACUUGCUGAAGAAAGUGGAAGGCUUGGAGAACCUAAGCAAUCUCACCACUUUGCAUCUUCGAGACAACCAUAUUGAAACUCUGAAUGGCUUCUCCGGGGAAAUGAAAUCACUGCAGUACCUCAACCUGAGGGGCAACAUGGUGGCCGACCUGGGGGAGCUGGCCAAGCUUCGGGACCUGCCCAAGCUACGAGCCUUGGUGCUGUUGGACAACCCGUGCGCAGAUGAAACCGACUACCGCCAGGAGGCCCUGGUGCAGAUGGCACACCUUGAACGCCUGGACAAGGACUUCUAUGAGGAAGAGGAGCGGGUUGAGGCCAAUGAGAUCCGUCAGAGGCUGAAGGAGGACCAGGAGCAGGAGGUUGAUCCUGAGCAUGAUAUGGAAUCAGACCACCCAUCCAGCCUCUGACGUACCAGCAGUUCUUCUAGCUUCCAAAGAUAGAGAUCAAAGAUGCUGCCCCCGAAACCUGACCAGCUCCAGUGAGGGGCCAUCGCACUCAGACCUCGUGGGGUGGAGACAGAGGAUGUCUCUUUCAGCCCCAGAUCUAGAAACUCAUCACAGCCUAAGGCCCAGGCUUUGUGCCAGUCUAGGCAGGGGACAGUCCUCAGCUACGGAGGUGUGGUGGGAACCAGGCCCUUGUGCCCCACAGGAGUGCAGGUAGGGCAGGCUGGGGUGUUAGGAACAGUUCAGUUUUCUAAUAAAGAGACAUUUUAAUA
Messenger RNA from Microcebus murinus (gray mouse lemur), 1708 nucleotides. The record is from RefSeq and is a predicted model, not a curated record. Lineage: Eukaryota; Metazoa; Chordata; Mammalia; Primates; Cheirogaleidae.